ACACACACACACUCUCUCUCUCUCUCUCUCUCACACACACACACACACACACUCGUCUUUGAGCGCCUCGUCUCUCCUCGGAUCUCUGACUGACGGAGAAUCUUUCACUGGAGUAUAAACAUCGCACAUGAAGAGGGUUAAAGUCAUUAAUGAUGGAGAUUAUUGCUAAUGAGACACGCGUGAGCUGCUGGAUGAUUAAUGAACGCGCUGGAUUACGCGCGUCAGGACGCGUCGCGAUGCAUCAACGCGUUCACCAUUAGAACAGCUGGAGCUCAACGGGUGCAGCGCUGCAGUCAGUCUUCAGUAUGAGAGCGGCUCUGAACAUCAGUGUCGCUCUGGUUCUGUUCCCGAUCUUCAUGUGUCAUCAGACAACAAGGCAGAGCGGUUCUGAAGGAGCGGCGUGGAGGUCGUGGAGCUCCUGGGGCGAGUGGGGCGAGUGUUCGCGCUCCUGCGGCCGAGGAGUUCAGGAACAGACCAGAGUCUGUCUGACACAGUAUCCAGCGUCACAGAACACGCCGAACCCGAGACGCCUGAGCCCCGGCACGUACGGAUGGAAGCGAGCGAACAGUAGCCGCAUCAGUCCAGGGACGUACGGAUACAGAACGAUGCCGUAUUCAACGCCUCUUCAGAAAGAAUCCAGCCGAACGGCACACAAACAGAGACGAUCAGCAUCAAACGUCCCACACUGGAGCUACAGGACUCAUCAGAGAAGCCCGUAUCAAAACACUCGCUCUCACACAGCCACCCAACACACCCGAGCGCUGAUGAACACCGCAGCCGUGCAGAGCCCAGCACCAAACCCCUGCCCUGGAGCCCCGAACCGGCACAAGAUCUGCAACAGCACGGCCUGUCCGUCACCCAGCAGACCAAUCAGAGAGCUGCAAUGCUCCGCCUUCAACACGCAGCUCUUCAUGGGACGAUUCUACCAGUGGGAACCUUUUAAUGACGUUUCCAGCGAGCAGAGCUGUGAGCUCAACUGCCGCGCCGUCGGCUUCCGUUUCUACGUGCGUCAGGCGGACAGAGUCAUGGACGGCACUCCGUGUGGACAGAACCAGACGUCUGUGUGUGUGGCAGGACAGUGUCAGAGUGCCGGCUGUGAUGAACUCUUGGGCUCUGGCAGGGUUCCUGAUAAGUGUGGUGUGUGCGGCGGAGACAACAGUGCGUGUAAGCUCGUCUCUGGCGUGUUCCAGCACACUCUGUCUAAAGUGGGCUAUCACAAGAUCGUGGAGAUCCCGCCGGGAGCCACCAAAAUCAACGUCACCGAGAUGGUGAAGAGCAGGAACUACCUGGCUCUGCUCAGCCGGUCUGGACGAUCCAUUAUUAAUGGAAACUGGGCCAUCGACCGUCCAGGAAUGUAUGAGGGAGUGGGAACGAUGUUCACGUACCGCCGGCCGAAUGAGAUCAGCAGCACUGCAGGAGAGUCCUUCCUGGCCGAGGGACCCACCAAUGAGAUCCUGGACGUGUUUAUGAUCUACCAGCAGCCCAAUCCAGGCGUCCGUUAUGAGUUCAUCAUGCCGUCAGAGAACGCUGUAGAUGCUCCUCAUCCUAAACAGAACCAGCUGGACGUGAAUGCUGUGAACGGUCCGUCGACCUCAGAGGAUCACGAGAGGUCAGGGGUCAGACAUCCUCCUCCCGUCCCGGAUAAUCAGCUUCCUGCAGCUCCGCCUACAACCAGAGCCAGAGAAUAUAACUGGAAACUGAGCGGCACCACAGACUGCAGCGCCUCCUGUGGACGAGGAAGCAGGUUCUCUGUGUUCGUCUGUGUUCAUCGAGGAACUCAUGCUCUGGUGCUGAGCGAUCUGUGCGACAGCAGCACCAAACCCAGCCCUCAGGAGGAGCCCUGUAACGUCCAGCCCUGCCCUGCCUUCUGGGACAUCGGCGAGUGGUCCGAGUGCAGUAAGACGUGUGGUUUGGGCGUGCAGCAUCGUCAGGUUCUGUGUCGUCAGCCGUACACUAACCUCACACUGAACGUUCACAGCAGCCGCUGCAGACACCUGGAGCACCCCGAGACCAGCAGCUCCUGCCAGCUGAAGAUCUGCAGCGAGUGGAACAUCCGCUCCGACUGGAGCCCCUGCUCGGUGCCCUGCGGUGUAGGUCAAAGGUCACGUGAGGUGCACUGUGUCAGUAAUGUUGGUGAUAUCGUGGCAGAUGACGAGUGCAACAUGAAGCUGCGUCCCAGCGAUGUGGAGAACUGUGACGCAGGUGUGUGCACCAAGAGCUGGUUCUUCAGUGACUGGAGCGCUCAGUGUUCGGCUGACUGUGGCGCAGGGAUACGGACGCGCAGCGUUCAGUGCCUCACCAAUCACAUCAGCAGUCUGCCUCUGGAGAGCUGCGGGGCCCAACGGCCCCCCGAGGCCCAGCCCUGCAACAACGGCCCCUGUGAGAGCCGCACAGAGUGGUUCACCGGACCCUGGAGUCAGUGCUCGGCGGAGUGCGGCUCUGGCGGUCAGCAGAGGGCAGUGGUGUGUCUGAUGAGGUCAGACGAGGGUUUCAUGGUGAUGCCGGCGUACGAGUGCUCGUCUCUGGACAAACCCCUGAGCCAGCAGAGCUGCUUCAUCAAGACCUGCGGAGCCAAGUGGUUCCACACCGACUGGAGCGCGUGCUCGAAGACGUGUGAGACAGGUUACCGUGUGCGAGAGGUGCGCUGUCUGACCGAUGACGUGAUGACCAGCGAGCUCUGCGACGAAACACUGAAGCCUCAUGACAAGGAGGAGUGUCACCCUGAGCCCUGCCUGCCUCUGAUUGAUGAGAAGUGUCGUGAUAAAUACUUCAACUGUAACGUGGUGGUGCAGGCGCGUCUCUGCGUGUACGACUACUAUCAGAUGGCGUGUUGUGCGUCCUGCACGCGUGUGGCCCGGAGGAGCUCUGGACACUGGGGACAGCGAUCGUGACCAGAGAUCCUGGGAUUGAACACAGAUGCUGUGUGAUGAUGAGAUCAGUAUGUACUCAGUGCGUCGUCACACAUGAACACUAGAGCGCAGGAUGAGGAGAGAAUCACUGCGUCAGCAACCACUUCACUUCUGUUCACACCGCGGAGUGAAUGUGAUCCGAACCGAAUGGAUCUGUGUGUGGAGCUGCAGUGUGAACGGGUUCAGCUCACUGCAAAACUGGAUCCGGUUCCUCAGAUCUGAAACACUGAUCCGCUUUCUGAUUGGAUAAACUCUCAUCGAUGGGCUUCAAGAGCAAAAACACAAAGACAAUGAUUCAGAGUUAACAUAUGGAGCUAAAAUAGUCUCAAAAUUAAUGUGUUUACAAAAUUAAAAUCCAAUAGCUAUGUCAUAUUCUCAAAACAAAGCCUUUGUGUAUAAUGCAUUAUGUACGUUGUAAUGCAUUAAAUCUUUUCAUUAAUAAUUGUAGCCAAAGUUAAAAUGCAUUAUAAGUUUGUUUGCCAUGUUUUUUAUGCAUUAUAUUUUCUAAAGGUUUAACAAUGAGUGUUAUAAGGCAUUAUAACAGUCAGGGUCAUAGAUUAUUUUCUUGGUCAAGUGUGUUCGAAUAGAGGUUUUCAAGAGCUGGUGUGAGUAAAUAUAGAUUUCAACUCAAAGAGACAGGAUAGUCUGGGCAUGACAUGAUAUGAUGGACCCAGAAGGCGAGAUGAACAUCAAGGAGCACUAUACACACUCAUGAACUGUGUGUUUCAUUCAUAUUUGAAGCCAGAGGGCGCUCCCGAGCAGAAAGUCAUACCAGGAAACUCCUAAUAUGGGCAAAAGCAUCCAGACACUUUUGGAAACAUGAACACAUUAAACAUACGAUUGGGACAAUAUAUGUUUUUUCGAGUCAUCUCCAGCAGGUGAUAAAUAAAGUAUAUG
This is a messenger RNA of Carassius auratus (goldfish), 3806 nucleotides long. RefSeq names its product thrombospondin type-1 domain-containing protein 4-like. Lineage: Eukaryota; Metazoa; Chordata; Actinopteri; Cypriniformes; Cyprinidae. The record is from RefSeq and is a predicted model, not a curated record. Gene Ontology annotation, cellular component: extracellular matrix. Bases 306 to 2891 code for a protein of 861 amino acids. The transcript is spliced from 18 exons. Gene Ontology annotation, biological process: proteolysis; extracellular matrix organization. Gene Ontology annotation, molecular function: metalloendopeptidase activity.